CAAAGAUACUCAGAGAGAAAAAGUAAAGGGCCGAAGAAGGAGACUGGAGACACCAGGAUCCUUCCAGCUGAACAAAGUCAGCCGCAAAGCAGACUAGCCAGCCGGCUACAAUCGGAGUCAGACUCCCAAAGACAUGGGCUUAUUAGAGUGCUGUGCGAGAUGUCUGGUAGGGGCCCCCUUUGCUUCUCUGGUGGCCACUGGAUUGUGUUUCUUUGGAGUGGCACUGUUCUGUGGCUGUGGACACGAGGCACUCACUGGUACAGAAAAGCUAAUUGAGACCUAUUUCUCCAAAAACUACCAGGACUAUGAAUAUCUCAUCAAUGUGAUUCAUGCCUUCCAGUAUGUCAUCUAUGGAACUGCCUCUUUCUUCUUCCUUUAUGGGGCCCUCCUGCUGGCUGAGGGCUUCUACACCACCGGCGCAGUCAGGCAGAUCUUUGGCGACUACAAGACCACCAUCUGCGGCAAGGGCCUGAGCGCAACGUUUGUGGGCAUCACCUAUGCCCUGACCGUUGUGUGGCUCCUGGUGUUUGCCUGCUCUGCUGUGCCUGUGUACAUUUACUUCAACACCUGGACCACCUGCCAGUCUAUUGCCUUCCCCAGCAAGACCUCUGCCAGUAUAGGCACUCUCUGUGCUGAUGCCAGAAUGUAUGGGGUUCUCCCAUGGAAUGCUUUCCCUGGCAAGGUUUGUGGCUCCAACCUUCUGUCCAUCUGCAAAACAGCUGAGUUCCAAAUGACCUUCCAUCUGUUUAUUGCUGCAUUUGUGGGAGCUGCAGCCACGCUCGUUUCCCUGCUCACCUUCAUGAUUGCUGCCACUUACAACUUUGCCGUCCUUAAACUCAUGGGCCGAGGCACCAAGUUCUGAUCUCCUGUAGAAAUCCCCCCUUUCUCUAAUAGCGAGGCUCUAACCACACAGCCUACAAUGCUGCGUCUCCCAUCUUAACUGCCUUUGCCGCUGACUGGCCCUUCUCUUGAUGAGUGUAACACGACAGGAGAGUCCGGCAGUGAUUAGUGUCUCUCAGUGGACUCUCCCCGCUUAUGUACCUCUUUUAGUCAUUUUGCUUCACAGCUGGUUCCUGCUAGAAAUGGGAAAUGCCCAGAAGGGACUCCCUGACUGCACGUCACACAGGAAAGGAGGCUCUCAUUCAGUUUCCAAGCAGCUCCUAAGGACCAGGAAGUGCUUUCUUCUCAAAGGGCACUGCCACUGGUGGACACCGAGAUGCUCAGGGAGAGAGAAGGAAUGCACUUGGUCCUCUUGUCAUCUAUAGGGGUCAAGUAUAUUCUCAUUCCUGUAGCCCUAUUACUACCGAAGAUAGAAGGUAAAAAAAAUUAUGGCAGCAAAACAAAAAGAGUGUUUGCCCAAAAUCUGCCUACUGCAGCUGGGAGAAGGGGGUCAAAGCAAGGAUCUUUCACCCAUAGAAAGAGAGCAGUGACCCCAAUGGCGAUGGACUACUUGAGCCCUAACUCAGCCAACCCUACUUAUAGCACAAGGGAGCGUAGUGUCUGUGUAGACGAAGGGGGCAUCUGGCCUUACACCUCGUUAGGGAAGAAAACAGGGUGUUAUCAUCAUUUCUCACUCCCUUCUCCUUGAUAACAGCUACCAUGACAACCCUGUGGUUUCCAAGGAGCUGAGAAUAGAAGGAAACUAGCAUACAGGAAAAGAGACUGGCCUAAGGAGCAGCAGUUGCUGGUGGUUAACAGUGUAACCCAAGAUAGCCCUCUGGUAGACACAGGACAGAUAACUCUUUGGAUAGCAUGUCUUUUCUGUUAAUUACUUGUGUACUCUGGCCUCUGUCAUAUCUUCACAAUGGUGCUCUUUUCAUGGGGUAUUAUUCAUUCAGUCAUAGUAGCGAAUUGGAAGAUCUUGAUUUGUUGCAGAUUGAGGCGCAUUUUGAAUUUGUCAAUUUGUUUAUCACUUGGUUAGGGUUGUAACAGAAAGGUCUGGAGAUUCUUUUUUUUUUUUAAAGGAAAUUUGGACAUUAUGUAUCACAAAUGAUAUUUAGAAUCAUCUAGUUCCAUGAAUCCGUUGGGAUUUUCUGCAAGUAUUGUGCCCUUUGCAGGAACAGAUUUGAUGAUUUUGAAUCUCAAUUUGAAUAGCCUAUUUGAUUGUUCUUUGUAGCUAAUGGGAGAUGAUUUUGCUUAGUGAUGUUAUCUUGGCAUGCUAAGAGUUAAGUUUAACAUAAAGUUAUUUUCUCCUAGUAUAGAUCACGUAACAUGAUACACCAGCUAUCCAGCUAUUCACUUGGCAAGACUCCACAGUAGAAGACAGGCAGAAAGAGUUUGAAAUGUGAAUAGCUCUUGCGUUUAAGUCUUUUCCUGCUUUUGUUAACUUUGAGUUUUAAAACAACCUGAUUGAUUUUUACUGGAGGAUUUUUUUUUACUGUGGCUUUUUUGUUGCAGAGUUCUGUUGUUCUCCCCACUCCCAAGUGUUUUUAGUGAUGUUUAAGGAGAUGUAAGAUCUUUACAAAAGACACCGGAUAUUUGUUUUCAGACUAGUGUACAAGAUAAGCUUCCAGGCUGCAUAGAGAGAGGAGAGGGAAAUGGUUUUGUAUGAAACCAAUCAAGAUCAAGGAAAGUGAAGUAGUCUAUACCUUGUGUUUUGUUUUGAUUUAAUAACGUAACAAAUAACCAACCUUUCCCUGAAAACCUCCCAUGCAUACAUACACACAUAUACACACACAAAGAGAGUUAAUCAACUGAAAGUGUUUCCUUCUUUUCUGAUAUAGAAUUGCAAUU
This is a messenger RNA of Lepus europaeus (European hare), 2733 nucleotides long. RefSeq names its product proteolipid protein 1 (gene PLP1). Gene Ontology annotation, cellular component: myelin sheath; plasma membrane. Lineage: Eukaryota; Metazoa; Chordata; Mammalia; Lagomorpha; Leporidae. The record is from RefSeq and is a predicted model, not a curated record. The transcript is spliced from 7 exons. The coding region runs from base 134 to 862 and encodes 242 amino acids. Gene Ontology annotation, molecular function: structural constituent of myelin sheath. Gene Ontology annotation, biological process: central nervous system myelination; axon development.